AUGAACGGAUCCUACUCGAUGCAGGCUGUAGGGCCAGAGAACGGGACUGUGUUUAAAGAGUCCUUCAAGUUUGUGUCUGAGGUGAAGAGGGACGUGUGGAAGGACGCUGGAGAGGAGCGACCAGUGCCCUCCUGCUGCCUCAGUGUCAGCAACAUCUCCUACACAGUCAGUGAGCGUCUGGGUCCAUGGUGGGACUUGCCCUCCUACAAAAGGCGCUGGACCCGUCAGAUCCUCCAUGACGUCUCCUUCCACGUCGACAGUGGGCAGAUCAUGGGUAUACUGGGCAACUCAGGCUCAGGGAAGACCACCCUGCUGGAUGCCAUCUCAGGGAGGAUUGGAAACUCGGGCACGUUGUGUGGCGAGGUUUUCAUUAAUGGCAGGAAACUGAACAGAGAGCAGUUUCAGGACUGCUUCUCCUACGUGUUGCAGAGUGACAACCUGUUGAGUUAUCUGACAGUGGAGGAGACUCUGACCUACACAGCCCAGCUGGCCCUGCGGAAACACUCAGCUGAAGCCAUCAAGAAGAAGGUGUCGGCAGUGAUGGCGGAGCUGAGUCUGAGUCAUGUGGCCCACAGUGUGAUUGGAGGUCGUGUUUUCCCAGGGAUUUCUGGUGGGGAGAGGAGGAGGGUCUCCAUUGCCAGCCAGCUGCUUCAGGACCCCAAGGUGAUUCUAUUGGACGAGCCGACCACGGGGCUGGACAGCAUGACUGCCAAUCAGAUUGUGGUGCUGCUGGCAGAGCUGGCCAGGAGGGACCGUAUCGUCAUAGUAACCAUUCACCAACCACGCUCCGAGCUCUUCAGGGUAUUCAGUAGGAUAGCCAUCAUGAGUUGUGGAGAGCUGGUGUUCUGUGGGCAGCCAGAGGAGAUGGUGGACUUCUUCAGCCAGUGUGGAUAUGAGUGUCCGGAGUACUGCAACCCCUUUGACAUCUAUGUUGACUUCACCUCGGUGGACACACGCAGCACUGAGAGGGAGGCGGCCACAUUCAGUCGCAUGCAUGAAAUCACCUCAUCCUACCAGGCCUCUGCCAUCUACCAGAGCAUGCUGGGAAGAAUGGAGCAGAUCCUGCAGCAGGCGGAAAAACCUGCCAUCCCCUUUAAGAGCAAGGAGUCACCCAGCAGUGCUGCCAAACUUGGAGUUCUACUCAGGCGGACGGUGCGGAACCUGUCCAGAGACAGGAUGGGUGUUCUGAUGCGUCUGUCCCAGAAUCUGAUCUACGGUCUCUUUGUGGCCUUCUUCGUCAUGCAUUUAGACAGUGAUGUCACCAAGGGUGCUGUACAGGACCGCAUCGGCAUCAUCUAUCAGUCUGUUGGCGCUUCGCCCUACACUGGCAUGCUGAACGCUGUGGCUCUCUUCCCGGCGUUGCGGGCCAUAAGCGAUCAGGAGAGUCAGGAUGGACUGUACAGCAAAUGGCAAAUGUUCCUGGCUUACAUCUUCCACAUCCUGCCCUUCAGCAUCAUCAGUGUCUUCAUCUUCACUUCCUUCCUCUACUGGACAGUGGGGAUGCAUCCAGACAGCAUGCGCUUCCUGGGGUUCUCUGCUGUGGUCCUGGUGCCUCAUAUUGUAGGUGAGCUGCUGACUGUGGUGCUGCUGGGAGUGGUUCAAGACCCCAACAUGGUCAACAGUGGAGUGGCUCUGCUCAACAUUGCUGGCAUCUUGGUGGGCUCCGGCUUUCUCAGGAGUACCGAGCAGAUGCCGCAGGUCUUUCAGUGGCUCAGCUACCUGACUUUCCAGAAGUACAGCUGUGAGCUGCUCAUCGUCACUGAGUUCCACGGACUCAACUUUACAUGCAGGUACGCCAGACCGCUGCCAGGGGCCUGUCUGAUCUCCCAGGGCGAUCAGAUCAUUGACCAGGGCUAUCCCGGCGCUCUGUCCCGAUACACACUAGACUUCAUUCUCCUGUACUCCUUCCUCCCCGCUCUCCUGCUGCUGGGCAUGGCCAGCUACAAGAUCAGAGAUUACCUCGUACGGCACUAA
Molecule: messenger RNA, 1974 nt
Organism: Myripristis murdjan (pinecone soldierfish)
Lineage: Eukaryota; Metazoa; Chordata; Actinopteri; Holocentriformes; Holocentridae
Gene: abcg5
Product: ATP-binding cassette, sub-family G (WHITE), member 5
Exons: 14
Coding region: 1-1974 (657 amino acids)
Biological process (GO): cholesterol homeostasis; transmembrane transport; cholesterol efflux
Cellular component (GO): apical plasma membrane; plasma membrane; ATP-binding cassette (ABC) transporter complex
Molecular function (GO): ATP binding; ABC-type transporter activity; ATP hydrolysis activity
Source: RefSeq, a predicted model, not a curated record